CCGAGCAGUUCGUUCAACGCACGGCACAGACUUCUGAAAUCUUUGGAGUGGGUUUUUCUCCACUAAGUCUGACUCAAGAGCCAAGCGACAGCUGAUAUGGGGAGAAAUGGUCAGAGUUGUGAGCUCUGCGUGGAGGAAGAGUGGGAGGCAAUGUAUGGAAAUGGCUCAGGAAAUUAAAGUUUGCUUGCAGUGUGGUUUGAGAUGAUUCAGUUGGGGGGGGAGCAGGGAGCUGGGCUGUGCUGUGCUGAGGAUGCGCUCCCCAUGGGCAGAGCCGGCGCCGGUGAGUUCCCUCCUUCCACCCCGCUCCUCUCUCUCCCUUUGCGGCUGAUUGAACGAAAGUCCGGCGUGGCUUCGGGGAGGACAGCGGGGACACCUCAGUGCAGCCUCUCGGACCGUAGCAGAGGAGCGGUGCAGCCCGGCUGCUGCCAGCCCUGACGUUUGGAUUGCCUGGCUAAUCUCGUUACGGGGACGGAUGAGCAGAGUGCAGGCGCGCAGGGCUGCAACAGUGCAAAAGUAGCAGAGCAUCCGUAUUCGUUUAUCCAUUAACGUCCUUUGUGAUUUCCAGAAGCAUUAGGAGCUCCUUUCUGGCGGAGCUGCGAUUCCCUCCUGCAGUGCCGCCGGAGUGCUCCGUGUUCUGCUGCUGAGCUCGGGCUGAGGUGAGUGCAUCCCUUCCAGCUUGGGGCCAGAGCUCCUAUUUCUCCUUUCUCUUCCCUCCACGGAGCUGUUCCACUUUGUGCUGCCAUCCCUGAGGGGCUGCUCGCUGGCAUCGCCUCUCUUCUGACCCCCUUGCACACCGUUCCCUUGCCAGCAGGCUGCUGCGAGGAACUCCCAGGCUCAGGGCAUGUCCAUCAGAGCCAUCUGAGCCAUUGGGUUUUGGGGUCCUGGGAUAUCCCACAGCCACCCCAAAGAGUCCAUGGAGCCCGGUGGCGAUGGUGCCAAUGCCAGCACCUCUGGGCUGGCCCUGCAGAGCCACCCCAAUGGCAGCACACAAUUCACUGGGGUGCAGCUCAUCCAGUCCUUCAAACCCCUCAUCAUCCCCUGCUAUGCCCUGGUGGUCCUGGUCGGCAUCUUUGGCAACUACCUGCUGCUCUACGUCAUCUGCAAGAGCAAGAAGAUGCACAACGUCACCAAUUUCUUCAUUGGGAACCUGGCCUUCUCGGACAUGUUGAUGUGUGCCACCUGCGUGCCCUUCACCUUGGCGUACGCCUUCAACCCGCAGGGAUGGAUUUUUGGGAAGUUCCUGUGCUACUUUGUGUUCCUGAUGCAGCCCAUGACAGUCUAUGUCUCUGUGUUCACGCUCACGGCCAUCGCAGUUGAUAGGUACUAUGCCACCGUGCACCCCCUGAAGAAGCGCCUGUCGCUCACCAGCUGCAUCUAUGUGGUGGGGGCCAUCUGGCUGCUUUCCUGCGCCCUGGUGGCCCCUGCGGUGGCCCACACGUACCACGUGGAGUUCCAGCAGCAGGGCUUUGCCAUCUGCGAGGAGUUCUGGAUGGAGCAGGAGGAGCAGCGCCUGGCCUACGCCUACAGCACGCUGAUUGUCACCUACAUCCUGCCUCUCUCUGCUGUCUCCCUGUCUUACCUCUGCAUCUCUGUGAAGCUGCGUAACCGCGUGGUGCCCGGGCAUCCCACGCAGAGCCAAGCUCAGUCUGACCGUCUGAGGAAGAGGAAGAUUUUCCGCCUCAUCGUGCUGGUGGUGGCUGCUUUCGGGGUGUGCUGGCUGCCCAUCCACGUCUUCAACAUCAUCCGUGACAUCGACAUCGACCUCAUCGACAAGCAUUACUUCCUGCUCAUCCAGCUGCUGUGCCACUGGUUUGCUAUGAGCUCUGCCUGCUGCAAUCCUUUCCUCUACGCCUGGCUGCACGACCGCUUCCGUGGGGAGCUGCGCAAGAUGUUCUCCUGUGAGCCACGAAUCCUCCCAGCCAGCCACUGUGCUGCUGCUGUGCUCUGAGCUUGGCGCUGGCACUGGGGUGUUGUUGUUCUGAAUGAAUGAAAUAAGGCCCUGGGAAAGCCAGGAGGUGUUUGGUUGGGCUGUAAUUAGCUGCCUGUCACGUUAAUUUAAUAGUAUGACUUUCAUUAAAUCCAUGAUUGGGUGUUGAGAAUGGAAUUUUUCAUGAGGUGGUCAAACCUGGU
Messenger RNA from Meleagris gallopavo (turkey), 2130 nucleotides. Its product is annotated as prolactin-releasing peptide receptor-like. The record is from RefSeq and is a predicted model, not a curated record. Lineage: Eukaryota; Metazoa; Chordata; Aves; Galliformes; Phasianidae. Gene Ontology annotation, molecular function: neuropeptide Y receptor activity; neuropeptide binding. Gene Ontology annotation, biological process: G protein-coupled receptor signaling pathway. Gene Ontology annotation, cellular component: plasma membrane; neuron projection.